AGGCUGCCUCUCUACUGGCCUCCACGAGAGUCCCUCGGAUCGCUCUGGGCGCCCGAAGGGACCUCCCCAGGGACCUGCCUGCUCCACACCGCCCCGCCCCGCCCGGCGAGCCGCAUCAGGUGCCCCAGCCCUAGCUCUACCUGCGGACUCCAGGCUUCUGGGGCUUGCAGAGGAUGCUCGGGCCACCUGCGGUGACCUCGGGACAGCAGUGAGGUCCUCUACUCCUGUGCCAGGGGCUCCCCCAGGGGGCCGAGCAUGGUGGUUUUCCCUUGGAACCUCCUGGCUUGGGACGUCUGAGAAGAUACCUGCCAUGAGGCUGUUCACUUGCUUCCUGCAGCUCCUGGCUGGGCUGGCACUGCCUGCUGUACCCCCCCAGCAGUGGGCCUUGUCUGCUGGGAACGGCUCAUCCGAGGUAGAAGUGGUGCCCUUCCAGGAAGUGUGGGGCCGCAGCUACUGCCGGGCGCUGGAGAGGCUGGUGGAUGUCGUGACGGAGUACCCCGGCGAAGUGCAGCACAUGUUCAGCCCCUCCUGCGUCUCCCUGCUGCGCUGCACCGGCUGCUGCGGGGAUGAGAACCUGCACUGCGUGCCGGUAGAGACGGUCAAUGUCACCAUGCAGCUCUUGAAGAUCCACUCUGAGGACCCGCCUUCCUACGUGGAGCUGACAUUCUCUCAGCACGUCCGUUGCGAGUGCAGAAACUCCCAGAAUGCACUCUGCGAGGAACGGCAGGUACAAGGGAAGGAACUGAACAGAGAAAGUCAGCAGAGAACAAACUCACAGGACCACAGACCUGAUGCCACCAGGCCUCUGCGGGAGAAGAUGAAGCCCGAAAGGAGGAGACCCAAGGGCAGGGGGAAGAGGAAGAGAGAGAAGCAGAGACCCAGAGACUGCCACCUGUGCAGCAAUACUGUUCCCCGGAGGUAACUAGCGCCUCUGAAGAGAGACCCAACACCCGGCUCCUGUAUUUAUUACCGUCACACUCAGUUACCUCCCAGCUGACACCUGCCCUCUAUUUAUUAGCCAAUUGUAUCCCUGCUGAAUGACUUGCUUCCUCCAAGAUGAGGGGCAGGGAGGGACAGGACCCUCAGGAAUUCAGUGCCUUAAACAGAACGUGAGAGAAAGAAAGAAGGCAGCCACGGACCCACGUGUGCUUCAGCUGCUCAGGAAGCACACCGACGUGCGGCUUUGUGAGGGGCACGCCAGGGCCCGGCGAAGUCCCCGGAGCAGGAGACAGGAUGGGACCUGCAGCCUGUUCCGGCCUUGGGCUGCGCAGACCAGCAGCGCUGGCUUUGGGAGCUCCAAGCCCAGGCAGGGGUGGAGAAGCCUGUUCUGACGCCUGGGCCCAGGCUGGAGGGGAAGGCACCCCGGGGAUGGAGGGGCCCCUCUGCUUCCUCCUCCUCCCCCAGGCAGCAGCCCUGCACCCUGGAGUUCCGCUGGUUCGGCUCUGGAGUCCGGUGCUUGCCAGGGGGGCCUUUGCCACUCCUCACACCCUAGGUCUGUCCUGACGUCUCGCCGCUGCUUGUGCCGGGACACUGUUCUUUAUGGUCCAGGCAUAACUACCCGCCCCUCUCAGGGACAUGAGCAAAGAGGCGGCCCUAGGCUGGACGUGGAGCAAGCCGCCCCUCAGUGGCUGUCCAACUGCCAAGCCAGAUUCUCUUGAAUAAAGUAUUCUAGUCUGGAAACAGCCUUCCCAGAGCAGUGUGUCUGCCGGAGCAGCGGGCGACAGCAGCAAAAACGUGGGAGCAGGGCGGAAAAAGGAGGACGUGCUGGGGGCAGCUCCGGCCACUCCUGCGGCCCCUUAAGUGUGUUCUCCCCCAGCUGCUUCAAGCAGACCCUGGGUCCACUCCUCCUAACGUGAGGGGUUCCCAAGAUGUAAUCGUGGCCUUGAUGUGGGGGGCCCUGGCCCCAGCCACCCUGAUUACCCUCAAAUUCAAGAGCACACCCCGUUUCUCCUCCCCGCAGGGCCAUCCCACUCGGUCCAGGGCCUGGCCCCCUGGACACGGUGUGAAUCGGGGCUCCCAGGUUUCUCCCGGCCUUUUGGGGGAGAUGUCCCAGCUGCUACGUCCUAGCCGGCUCAAGCUGCUACAUGCGGGCGGGAGUCCACAGAUGCUGCCGAAUUUCUUCUUCCUUCUACCUCCCAUCUUCCUGGCCCUCCUCCUGAACACCUUGGCAUGAAAUGAGAAAAAAAAUUCUUUUUUCUUUUUU
Molecule: messenger RNA, 2203 nt
Organism: Suricata suricatta (meerkat)
Lineage: Eukaryota; Metazoa; Chordata; Mammalia; Carnivora; Herpestidae
Gene: PGF
Product: placental growth factor
Exons: 8
Coding region: 311-922 (203 amino acids)
Biological process (GO): positive regulation of protein phosphorylation; response to hypoxia; vascular endothelial growth factor signaling pathway
Cellular component (GO): membrane
Molecular function (GO): growth factor activity; chemoattractant activity; vascular endothelial growth factor receptor binding
Source: RefSeq, a predicted model, not a curated record